Molecule: messenger RNA, 1657 nt
Organism: Thermothelomyces thermophilus ATCC 42464
Lineage: Eukaryota; Fungi; Ascomycota; Sordariomycetes; Sordariales; Chaetomiaceae
Exons: 3
Coding region: 154-1389 (411 amino acids)
Source: RefSeq, a predicted model, not a curated record
CGGGGAAGGCGCACAAGCAUCUUGUUCCCGGUGCCAUUCAUCUCGCCAUACUCUCCCGCCAUCCAAGAUAUUUCUCUCUCUUCCUUCAAUUUUCAUAUGCCUUACAUUCGCAUCGCGCUUUCUUGACUGGAGCACAUUCUCCCAUUGCCCAUCAUGCCUCAGACAAAGAACGACAUUCUCCCCGACAGCGAGAUAUACGAUGAGUAUGAUGAGAUUAAGCCUGGCUGGCAGCCAGUGCUGGAUGACAUCCUGCGGACAUGCAAUCCUGAAUCUGACCAUCACAUCGAAUAUUUGAUUGCGUCUCUCAUCAAGGAGUACCUGCUGUCGAACGAUGAUGGCGCAGCCGCGGUCUUUGCACGGCGGUUUGAUGAACUCUACGGUACUGUCUACAAGCCCAAGUUCGACGGUUACCGACGCUCCAAGAAAGGUUGGACGGGUUACCUCACAAUCUUCUACGAGUUGCUUUUCCGAACUGCAGUUCAAAUUCAAUAUGACGAUCCGAAGCAGGAAAAGGUGAUCGAACUUCUGGUGGAACUGGGCAAAUUGCCAUCACGCCCCGCCAAGAUCUUUAAGUCAUUCGAAUGGGUCGACAGCCAGGUUUGGAGCAGCUAUCCUCUCUUGCGACGAGGGCUCUAUCAGGUUUACGCUGGAGAGAUGUGUCUUCACUGCUUCGGCGACUUGACCAAUCCGGACAAUCUUCUGUCGCUCAAACGCGCCAGCGCGGAAUAUGUCAACUACCACGCAUUCAGAGCACGCUGCUUAGCAGCUGGGCUGGACGCCGGGGAGGAGGGCCGGUUUCAGAGCGAGGUCCACAGUAUCUCGGUCGGCCUGGACCCGGGUGUCCUCGACUACGAAGCGCCAGAGAUCGACUGCCAGGUCAUGGCAGCCGCGCAGUACAUCGUCCUUGCCGGAGACGUGAUAUAUGCCGAGUGCGUCAAGAAGCAGUUGCCGUCCUACCGCUUCGCCUGGAAGGGAUGGAAGCACAGCAACGGCCCUUCCGUCUGGAAGCAUUGGUCGGCCAAACUCAAUGAGAUUGCGGAUGCUCUGGAGCGAGGAGGAGAUCCCGACUUCAAGAUUCUUGAAGGAAACAGGGAAGCGUUGACGGACAUGGUGAUCAAGGCCAGAGACAAGAUGUUGGAUCUGGAGCCAGAGCUGCCUGCCCAGUCCGAGUCAAGAUCCGUGGAGGAAGGAAGGUUGGCAGAGGAGACCACUUCGGCACUGGCAGCAGCGCCAACCGCCCAAGAUUCUCAGGUGUCGGCCCCUUCUGACUCUGGCACGGACCCCUCCCACUCAGAGACCCCGGCCACCAAUUCAGCUCCAGCUUCGUCGAGCCUUCUCAACACGUGCUCGGCUCUGGUACGGGAUUUUGUAAGAAAUAUAUGGAAGUAGGGUGUUGGCCAGACUUGGGAUGAUUUUGCAGGUCUGUUGUAGUACUUUCUCUGUGUAGUACAGGCGGGAAGCAGCUUCUGCCCCUGGAGCGCGAUAUCGGGCGACCCGGGAAUGCGGAAGCCCAAAUGACUUUUGUUUGCACUAAUUACUUCGCACCGCAGCCAGCCUGAAAGACCAGAGGCGUGUUUGCUAGAGAAAUAUUGCGUGACCGUGGUGGCAGCACCAGGAAUAUCGGAGCAAAGAAUGUGCAGAUAGUGUACCAUGAUGC